Dioscorea cayenensis subsp. rotundata (Guinea yam) is the source of this 3723-nucleotide messenger RNA. RefSeq names its product protein EXPORTIN 1A. Gene Ontology annotation, biological process: ribosomal large subunit export from nucleus; protein export from nucleus; ribosomal small subunit export from nucleus. Gene Ontology annotation, cellular component: cytoplasm; nucleus. Lineage: Eukaryota; Viridiplantae; Streptophyta; Magnoliopsida; Dioscoreales; Dioscoreaceae. Bases 128 to 3355 code for a protein of 1075 amino acids. The record is from RefSeq and is a predicted model, not a curated record. Gene Ontology annotation, molecular function: nuclear export signal receptor activity; small GTPase binding. The transcript is spliced from 32 exons.
CGCUUGAAAAUUAAGCUAGCUAGGGUUUUCGAAGUGAGCUUCUCUUUCCCUCUCUUGUAUCCCCUUGGGUGAGAUUUUUCUAGGGUUUCGAGCUCGAUCUCGAUCUCGAUCUCGUGGCUUCGCUUUCAUGGCGGAGAAACUGAGAGACCUCAGUCAGCCGAUCGAUGUUGCUCUUCUUGACAGUACCGUUGCGGCGUUCUACGGCACCGGAUCCAAAGCUGAGAGGCAAGCGGCGGACCAGAUAUUGCGGGAGUUGCAGAACAACCCAGACACAUGGUUGCAAGUUGUCCACAUUUUACAGAAGUCACAGAACUUGAACACCAAAUUCUUUGCUCUCCAGGUGCUUGAAAGUGUUAUCAAAUAUAGAUGGAAUGCUUUGCCUGUUGAACAAAGAGAUGGAAUUAAAAACUACAUAUCUGAUGUUAUUGUACAGCUUUCAAGUAAUGAAGCUUCCUUUAGGCAAGAAAGGCUCUAUGUAAAUAAGCUCAAUAUUAUACUGGUCCAGGUCUUAAAGCAUGAGUGGCCUGCUAGAUGGCAAAGCUUUAUUCCUGAUCUUGUUUCUGCAGCAAAGAGCAGUGAAACACUUUGUGAAAAUUGUAUGGCCAUAUUGAAGCUUCUAAGCGAGGAGGUUUUUGACUUUUCAAGAGGUGAGAUGACUCAGCAGAAGAUUAAAGAACUCAAGCAAUCCUUAAACAGUGAAUUUCAGCUCAUUCAUGAGUUAUGCUUAUACGUACUAUCAGUAUCUCAGAGGACUGAGCUUAUACGCGCUACAUUGGCUACAUUGCAUGCUUUUCUCUCAUGGAUUCCUCUCGGCUAUAUCUUCGAAUCUCAAUUGCUGGAGACACUCUUAAAGUUUUUUCCAGUGGCAUCAUAUAGGAACCUCACACUCCAGUGUUUGACAGAGGUUGCAUCUCUUCAGUUUGGUGACUUUUAUGACAUGCAGUAUGUCCGAAUGUAUACUAUUUUCAUGGUGCAAUUACAGAAUAUUCUCCCACCAAGUACAAAUAUACCAGAUGCUUAUGCUAAUGGCUCAAGUGAUGAACAGGCAUUUAUUCAAAAUCUUGCGUUGUUCUUCACUUCCUUUUACAAGUCUCAUAUUCGCAUAUUAGAGUCAACUGCUGAGAGCAGAGCUGCAUUGCUUAUGGGUCUUGAAUAUCUGAUAAACAUCUCAUAUGUUGAUGACACAGAAGUUUUCAAGGUAUGCUUGGACUACUGGAACUUAUUAGUUCUGGAGUUAUUUGAGGCUCACCAUAACAUAGAUAAUCCUGCAGCUGUUGCAAGCAUGAUGGGACUUCAGGUGACUUCUGUUCCUGGACUUAUUGAUGGUCUUGGUUCACAACUUUCACAACGUCGGCAACUCUAUGCUGGUCCAAUGUCGAAGUUAAGGUUGCUCAUGAUUUGUCGUAUGGCAAAGCCUGAAGAGGUCAUUGUUGUUGAAGAUGAAAAUGGGAAUAUUGUCCGGGAAACUAUGAAGGAUAAUGAUGUACUUGUGCAGUAUAAGAUCAUGAGGGAAACACUUAUUUACUUGUCUCACCUUGAUCAUGAUGAUACUGAGCAACAGAUGCUGAAGAAACUAAACAAGCAAUUGAAUGGUGAAGAUUGGAGUUGGAACAAUCUUAACACACUCUGCUGGGCAAUUGGGUCAAUAUCUGGAUCUAUGGUUGAAGAGCAGGAAAAUAGGUUUCUUGUGAUGGUUAUUCGUGAUUUACUGAAUCUGUGUGAAAUUACGAAGGGAAAGGAUAACAAAGCUGUUAUUGCUAGCAAUAUCAUGUAUGUUGUUGGACAGUAUCCAAGGUUUCUAAGGGCUCACUGGAAGUUUCUCAAAACAGUUGUAAAUAAGUUAUUUGAAUUUAUGCAUGAAAGUCAUCCAGGGGUUCAGGAUAUGGCCUGCGAUACUUUCUUGAAAAUUGUCCAGAAAUGUAAACGCAAAUUCGUACUUACUCAGGUUGGAGAAAAUGAACCCUUUGUAUCUGAACUUUUAACCAGCCUUCCAACGACAAUUGCAGAUCUUGAGCCACAUCAAAUUCAUACAUUCUAUGAAUCGGUUGGUCACAUGAUUCAUGCUGAGCCAGAUAAUACAAAAAGGGAUGAGUAUUUGAAAAGGUUAAUGGACCUUCCUAAUCAGAAAUGGGCGGAAAUUAUAGGGCAGGCUAGCCAGAGUGUUGAUAUCUUGAAGAAUCAAGAUGUGAUAAGAACAGUUCUUAAUAUACUGCAGACAAAUACAAGUGUUGCCAGUUCCCUUGGAUCAUAUUUCUUCCCGCAAAUAUCAUUGAUAUUCUUGGAUAUGUUGACAGUAUACAGAAUGUAUAGUGAACUUAUAUCAAGUACUAUAGCAGAAGGGGGACCCUUUGCUUCCAAAACAUCUUUUGUAAAACUAUUGCGAUCUGUAAAACGCGAGACUCUUAAACUCAUUGAAACAUUUGUAGACAAGGCUGAAGAUCAAUCUCAUCUAGGAAAGCAAUUUGUGCCACCGAUGAUGGAUCCUGUUCUUGGUGAUUAUGCAAGAAAUCUUCCUGAUGCCAGGGAGUCUGAAGUACUAUCUCUUUUUGCAACAAUCAUCAACAAGUAUAAAGGUGCAAUGAUGGAAGAUGUCCCCAGAAUUUUUGAAGCAGUUUUCCAGUGUACUCUUGAGAUGAUUACAAAGAACUUUGAAGAUUAUCCUGAGCAUCGUCUCAAGUUUUUCUCUUUGCUGCGUUCAAUAGCCACACAUUGUUUCCAUGCUUUAGUUCAGCUUUCUAGUCAGCAACUGAAGUUAGUCAUGGAUUCAAUCAUUUGGGCUUUUCGGCACACAGAAAGAAAUAUUGCUGAGACUGGCCUCAACCUUCUUUUGGAGAUGCUUAGGAACUUUCAGGUGUCUGAAUUUCGCAAUCAAUUUCAUAGGACUUACUUUUUGACAAUCGAGCAAGAGAUUUUUGCUGUGUUAACAGACACAUUCCAUAAGCCAGGUUUCAAGUUACAUGUUUUGGUACUUCAACAUUUGUUCUGUCUGGUGGAUUCUAAUUCAUUGACUGAGCCAUUGUGGGAUGCAGCAACUGUACCAUAUCCUUAUCCAAACAAUACAAUAUUUGUUCGUGAAUACACAAUUAAACUCUUGGCAUCAUCAUUCCCAAAUAUGACACCUACAGAGGUGACUCAAUUUGUUGAUGGACUCUUUCAGUCAAAAAAUGACCUUUCUAUUUUCAAGGAUCACAUCCGAGAUUUUCUUGUGCAAUCAAAAGAAUUUUCUGCACAGGAUAACAAAGAUUUAUAUGCAGAAGAAGCAGCUGCCCAAAGAGAGAAGGAACGCCAAAGAAUGCUCUCAAUUCCUGGUCUUAUUGCUCCAAGUGAAUUGCAGGAUGAAAUGGUGGAUUCAUAGUGUGUACGCAUGAUGAGUACUUAGCCUUGAUCUGAACUUCACCGACCGCGUUGAUUUCAUUGGGCAGCUGACAUCGUUAUGCCCGGUUAUAUUCUGAUGUUAUUUGGAGAUUGUGCCUCAAUUUUCCUCUCUUGACAACAUCUUGAUUUUACUGGGAAUACAUAGACUAAGACACCUACUUGUUGCAAGGGCUGUUCAAACUGCUGGUGAUGCUUCCGAACUGGUGGUGGUCAUGUUGGCUGAAGUAGCAGCAGUUCUUGUGCAGGCAAUAGACAAUUAAUGUUGUCAGUUCAUUUCAAGCCAGUAAAACUAAAUAUGUUUUUAUAGUGUUUGCCCAAGUAAAGGCUCCAUCCAUUGAUUUAGUGUAA